AGCGGUCGGCGGAGCGGCGCGGCGCGUAAUUGCUGUCGCGUGUUCUCUGUUCUCGUUGUCUCGCUGCCGCCAUGGCAACCGCGCUCUGCCCGCUCCGCGCCCUCAGCCGGACCGCUCUCCGGCCCCGCGCACGCUGCCUGCACCUCAGCGCACCCAGAGAUGAUGCUGUUGUGAUUUCUGGAAGGAAGCUGGCCCGGCAGAUCAGACAAGAAGCCCGGCAUGAAGUUGAACAGUGGGUAGCAGCUGGGAACAAGAGACCUCACCUCAGCGUGGUUCUGGUUGGUGAAAAUCCUGCAAGUCACUCCUAUGUGCUGAACAAAACCAAAGCGGCUGCUGAUGUGGGAAUCAGCAGUGAGACAAUCCUCAAGCCUGCUUCAAUUACUGAGGAGGAGCUACUGGAUUUGAUCAGCAAAUUAAAUAAUGAUGCCAACGUGGAUGGCCUGUUAGUGCAGCUUCCUUUACCUGAACACAUUGAUGAGCGGAAGAUUUGCAAUGCUGUGACUCCAGACAAAGAUGUUGAUGGCUUUCAUGUGAUAAACGUGGGGCGCAUGUGCCUUGACCAGUACUCCAUGCUGCCAGCCACCCCGUGGGGGGUGUGGGAGAUCAUAAAGAGAACAGGCAUCCCAACAUUGGGGAAGAACGUGGUGGUGGCUGGCCGGUCGAAGAAUGUGGGGAUGCCCAUUGCCAUGUUGCUGCACACAGAUGGCAGGCACGAGCGUCCAGGAGGUGAUGCCACAGUCACAAUAUCACACCGCUAUACUCCCAAGGAGCAGCUGAAGCAGCACACGAUCCGUGCUGACAUCGUGGUAGCAGCAGCAGGUAUUCCUAAUCUGAUCACAGCUGAUAUGAUCAAAGAAGGAGCUGCAGUUAUCGAUGUGGGGAUAACUAGAGUACAGGAUCCUAUCACUGCCAAAUCAAGGCUGGUUGGGGAUGUGGAUUUUGAAGGGGUGAAGAAGAAAGCCAGUUACAUCACUCCUGUCCCUGGGGGAGUUGGGCCCAUGACAGUUGCCAUGCUGAUGAAGAACACCAUCAUUGCUGCCAAAAAGCUGUUGAAACCCAAAGCACUGGAAGCCUUAACUGCUUAACACAGGACUCUCUUUUUAGCUCUGAAAACAACAUUCCAAGAUGACUCCUAGACAGGCCGAUAGAAAAUGCAAUACUUUAUUUAUUGUACAGAGGUGGUAUUUACUAUUCUGAGGUCAUAGAUAUUUAUUUGAAGCUGAAGCAUAUGCAUAUUAGCUGUAAUAAGGCAUAUGCAUCUACACUCCUGGCCUCCUAGCACAGCUGCUUUUUAAACCAGCACUUCUCUAAAGGAGCCAGCCUUGCAGACUGCUGUUCUUGCAGGGACUGAGCAGCAGUGGAAACCCUCUGGGUGUGCAGAGCUUGCUGCAGUGAUAGCAGUCCUGGGGGGAGUGGAGUGGAGUGUGCUCCACAGUGCAAAAAAGAAUGGCCUUCAUGGUUUUGUUCUCACAAAUGCUCAGUCAGCUCAGGCUUUGCUCUGAAGCGUUUAACUCUGUGAUGGGUGUUCAAUUGGAGCUGAGCUCUUCUGUGGAAGCAGCAACUGGAAAAAGCCAUGUUCUCAGCCCGGAUGGGGCUCUGGGCAGUGGUAGAGCUGAUGUACCAUGUUCAUAGUGUGCAGCUAAGCUUUUUGUUUGUUUGUUUUUUCCUGUUUGUAUGGUGACUUUUUAAAACUUUUUCUUCAACCAAAGAACGAUGGAAGGCUGUUGGUGUCUGUAUUGGCUAUGUGGAAAGCUUCCUGGACUAUAGCAUAAAGGGAGGAAGGAUGGAGUGGGGCAGACUCUGAAUGAAGUAGAAAUGGGGGAAUGCUGCUUGAUUCCUGGAAUUACUGCUCAGCAAGUUCUGUACUUCCCUGACAAGUUACCACACUUGUACUAUGAGCUCCCUGUGCUCUCAGAGCAGGGAUGGCUCAACCUUUCUCUAUGAGUUUGACCAAAAUGCAACUGCACUAUGGCUCUGGAUUGAGACAGCAGCAGCUGAUAGUGGAAGAGCAAACCAAGUCCUAAUUAUUUUCUCUUUAAAGUUACCCUCACCUGUGGUCAUUCAUCCUUGGGAAGACUGAUUCCAUGUUUCUGUGUACAGGGAAGCUUUGCUGUAGAGCUGAAGGUCUGUUGCUGUGCAAGAGCUGCAGCCACCUGCAAAGUCACCUCUAGUUGCUCUUCUCUAGAAGGGAGGAUGCUUAUACAAAUGCUAACCAGGGAGCACCUGGAAAGGGAAGCUGAGGCUGCACCAGAAACACAGUGAGAGCUGAGGCUAAUUUAAGUGAGAUUUAUUGGAUCGUAUCACUGGUAAAUACAAAAUGGCUAAAAGUAGUACUGUAACGGGGCUGGCAAAUCUGUGAUGCUCCAGUAUUUCAUAUACAAAAAGUAUAAACCAUGUGUGAGACCUGCAAAAUGGAGAAAUCGAAACAAGCUGUGUUCUAGAAGGAUCUGAGCUGAGGCUUCAGCUGUGCCCUAUGGAACAGCCCCCAGAGUCCAUGAAGCCUUUCCAGGGCUGCUGUGUAGUAGAGCUGACAUAGUGGAUAAAGCAAAUUAACCAUGGUGGAGUGAUUGCAAGCAGAAACCUACCUGUGCCAUGCUUCAGCUACCACACAUGAGAUUGGUACAAAAUACUAAAAAAUAGACACAGUGCACCCAAGCUGAAAUAGCUCUUAAUGUUAACGUCAAGCUAAAGUGGUGACUGGAGUAAUGCUGUCUUAUUAAGCUCA
Phasianus colchicus (ring-necked pheasant) is the source of this 2725-nucleotide messenger RNA. RefSeq names its product methylenetetrahydrofolate dehydrogenase (NADP+ dependent) 2, methenyltetrahydrofolate cyclohydrolase (gene MTHFD2). The record is from RefSeq and is a predicted model, not a curated record. Gene Ontology annotation, molecular function: methenyltetrahydrofolate cyclohydrolase activity; methylenetetrahydrofolate dehydrogenase (NAD+) activity; methylenetetrahydrofolate dehydrogenase (NADP+) activity. Gene Ontology annotation, cellular component: mitochondrion. Lineage: Eukaryota; Metazoa; Chordata; Aves; Galliformes; Phasianidae. Gene Ontology annotation, biological process: tetrahydrofolate interconversion.